AUGUCAUUCUUCGGCAAAGACGACGACGACCGCCGAGGUGGAGACUACCCCAGCGGUGGUAACGCGACCCACGGCGGCUCCUACCCGGCCGGCGGCUACGGCGCCGACGACGACCUGCGCGCGGCCUCGGAGCACGCCAGCAGGCACGCCGGCAGCUCGGGCGACAGCAGCCUGUUCUCGAGCCUGCUGGGCGCCCUCACCGAGAAGAAGGGCCGCCUGGCCGAGGAGGACGUUGACGAAGACG
Messenger RNA from Neoarthrinium moseri, 244 nucleotides. RefSeq lists its product as uncharacterized. The record is from RefSeq and is a predicted model, not a curated record. Lineage: Eukaryota; Fungi; Ascomycota; Sordariomycetes; Amphisphaeriales; Apiosporaceae. The annotation marks the transcript as partial. The transcript is spliced from 3 exons.